This is a messenger RNA of Plenodomus lingam JN3, 1512 nucleotides long. RefSeq lists its product as uncharacterized. Gene Ontology annotation, cellular component: cytoplasm. The record is from RefSeq and is a predicted model, not a curated record. Gene Ontology annotation, molecular function: calcium ion binding; calcium-dependent phospholipid binding. NCBI's taxonomy places the organism in Eukaryota, Fungi, Ascomycota, Dothideomycetes, Pleosporales, Leptosphaeriaceae.
AUGUCAUACUACAACCAACCACCACCGGGCGGACACCAGCAACCGUACCAGGGCCAAGCCGCGGGUCCAGGAUACGGCCAGCCUCCACCGCAACAGUACCCGCCACCGACAAUGCAGAAUCAACAAUAUCCCCCGCCCCAAGGCGGUUAUCCUCCUCAACAGGGUUACGGCCAGCCGCCGCCGCCGCCUCCGGGACAGUAUGGUGCACCCCCUCCCCAAGUCUAUGGCCCUCCUCAGGCUCAGUACGGUGCGCCGCCCCCACCCCAAGGUUAUGGUCCUCCUCCACCAGGGCCAUAUCAGCAGCCUCCUCCAGGUCAAUAUGGUGCGCCGCCGCCAGGUCAGUAUGGAGUUCCGCCGCCACAAGGUCAAUAUGGAGCCCCCCCACCUCAAGGCCAAUACGCAGCUCCACCACCCCAGGGCUAUGGAGCUCCUCCUCCGCCUGGACAAUAUGGAGCCCCUCCACCGCAAGGCCAGUAUGGCGCACCGCCGCCUGGACAGUACGGAGCUCCAAUGCAAGGAGGAGGAGGAGGAGGAGGUCCGCCAACCCAGCCAUCUCUUGGAUAUGGUCCCAUGCAGACCGCUCAAAUAGAUGUACUCAGAGAUGUAGAGGCCAUUCGCAAAGCAAUGAAGGGAUUCGGUACCGAUGAAAAGGCCCUCAUUGCCAUACUCUCAAACAAGGACCCGAUCCAGCUCAACACCAUUCGCACCCAAUUCGACCAAAGAUUUAUGCGCAGCAUGGUCACGGACCUGCAAAAAGAAACAAGUGGCUACUUUGAAAAGGGCCUGGUUCAGAUUGCGCGAGGCCCGCUCGACACGGACUGCUACAACCUCAUGGAAUCGAUGAAAGGCCUGGGCACCAAAGAAGCCAUCAUCGACGACGUCCUCAUUGGGCGCAGCAACGCCGACAUCAACGCCAUCAAGCACCGCUACCACCAGCUCUUCAAGCGCACCCUCGAAGCCGACCUCCGCGGCGACCUCAGCGCAGGCACAGAGCAAAUGUACCUGAUGAUUGUCGCCGCCCGCCGCAAAGAAGACUCGUACCCCGUCCUCCCCCAGGAAAUCGAGCAGGCCGUGACGGACCUCCAGGCCAGCUUGGGCACCCUCAUCAGCAAAAACGCCGCGGCCGUCUGCGAACUCCUCGUGACCAAGAACGACGCCCAGCUCCGCGCCAUGGCACAGUCGUACGAGCAGCGCUUCCGCAAAUCCCUCGACACCGCCCUCAAAGCCGCCUUCUCGGGACACAUGGAGGACGCCCUGCGUCUGCUCGUCAAGCGCGCAUGCAACCGGGCCGAGGCCGAGGCGAUGCGGCUCGAAGAGGCCAUGGCGGGCCUGGGCACAAAGGACGAGUUGUUGGUGCAGCGCGUAGUGCGCUGUCACUGGGACAGGGGGUUUAUGAAUGCGGUGAAUGGAGAGUAUAAGCGGUUGUAUAGGAAGGAGUUGUAUAAACGAAUUGAGGGGGAGACGAGGGGCGAUUAUGAAAAAUUGAUGGUGGCUUGCGUUAGGCCGCGAUGA